CUCUCUUAAAAAGCCCAAACGGUUUACAUGGUUUUUUCAAGCAAAAAGCAGGGGCUCUGCCAUUCAUUAGAGUUCAACAGAGAGAAGUUGCACAAAAUAACUAAGCAAGUCCAGUAUGGAAACAGAACACAAAAACACUUGCUUACUCCAUGAUGAAGAAGAAAGAGAUGCAGUUUUGGCCAAGAUAGAAGUUUCACAGGUUCACCUGGAACUGUUAAAGCGCACAAACGUUCUCAAUGAUGCAUUCUAUAUUUCACAUGAUGGAGUGAUCGGAACAAUAAACAACUUUCGUCUCGGUCGUCUCCCUAAUGUACAGGUUGAGUGGGAUGAAAUAAAUGCUGCUUGGGGUCAGGCUGCUCUUCUGUUGCAUACCAUGGCUCAGUACUUCCCAAAAUUUAAGUACCGGAUCAAGAUUCACCCCAUGGGAAGCUAUCCAAGAGUAACAGACAUCAACAAUAAUUCUAUUGCAAUUAUAUUAUUCGAGCUUUGA
This is a messenger RNA of Lolium perenne, 490 nucleotides long. The record is from RefSeq and is a predicted model, not a curated record. Lineage: Eukaryota; Viridiplantae; Streptophyta; Magnoliopsida; Poales; Poaceae.